GCGCGGGCCGGGCCGGGCCGAAGCAAGCGCCCGGCGGGCAGCGGCGCCAGAGCGAGUGGAGCCUUCGGGGUCCCCGGGUGGCGGCGGCGGCGGUGCAGAGGAGGAAGGCGGCGGCUCUCCCCCUGCCGGCGCGCGACCCGGUCCGUCCCGCGAGCUUGCGCCGGUCCCGCGGCCCGGCCCGGCCCCGGGCCCCUCCGCCGCCGCCGCCGCCACCGUCAUGGCCAGGCAGCUGGUGCCCAGCUCGCAGAAGGCGCUGCUGCUGGAGCUGAAGGGGCUGCAGGAGGAGCCGGUGGAGGGCUUCCGGGUGACGCUGGUGGACGAGGGCGACCUGUACAACUGGGAGGUAGCCAUCUUCGGGCCCCCCAACACCUACUACGAGGGCGGCUACUUCAAGGCUCGCCUCAAGUUCCCCAUCGAUUACCCAUAUUCCCCACCAGCCUUCCGGUUCCUCACCAAGAUGUGGCACCCCAACAUUUAUGAGACGGGGGACGUGUGCAUCUCCAUCCUCCAUCCCCCAGUUGACGACCCUCAGAGUGGGGAGCUGCCCUCAGAGCGGUGGAACCCCACACAGAAUGUCAGGACCAUCCUCCUGAGUGUGAUCUCCCUGCUGAAUGAGCCCAACACCUUCUCGCCCGCCAAUGUGGAUGCCUCAGUGAUGUACAGAAAGUGGAAGGAGAGCAAGGGAAAGGACCGGGAGUACACAGACAUCAUCCGCAGGUCUUGGGGACCAAGGUGGACGCAGAGCGUGAUGGCGUGAAGGUGCCUACCACACUGGCUGAGUACUGCGUGAAGACCAAGGCGCCGGCGCCCGACGAGGGCUCGGACCUCUUCUACGAUGACUACUAUGAGGACGGGGACGUGGAGGAGGCCGACAGCUGCUUUGGGGAUGAAGAGGACGACUCUGGCACCGAGGAGUCCUGACCCGCGUCCCCGAAAUAAACUUACAAAUUUUACCUCAGCAGGACCCGUGUGGGCCUCAGGCGAUAGACUACCUCACCGAGGUUCCAUGUGGGCUCCCGUCCCGUGACCCUUAGGUCCUCUUACCCCGUGGUGCCUGGCAGAUACCCACUCAACUCACAGAUGGUGACAAGCCUGGGAGGCUGGGAACCGCCUCGUGGGGAGGCAGAGACUCCAUCCCAGCCCAAGCAGGGCCAGCCCCACAGUCACCUCCUCUCUGCUUUGGUGUGUGUGAAACCCAAAUAAAAUGGCUUUCUGAGAAGCUGGAGAAACAGCCAGGACGC
Messenger RNA from Microtus ochrogaster (prairie vole), 1241 nucleotides. RefSeq names its product cell division cycle 34 (gene Cdc34). The transcript is spliced from 5 exons. The coding region runs from base 218 to 757 and encodes 179 amino acids. The record is from RefSeq and is a predicted model, not a curated record. NCBI's taxonomy places the organism in Eukaryota, Metazoa, Chordata, Mammalia, Rodentia, Cricetidae.